AAAAAAGCCAAUGCGUUUCUUCUUUCGAGUCAUCGAGCCUAUGUCGAAACGAACAAGGAUGUAUUGAUGAAAAAACGAGACUCAGUAUCUAACAAUGCAGAUCAUUACUAUGCCCAAUCCCAAUGGCAAUUGGAACCUAUUCGAGUUGGUGAAAGUUUCAUGGCUAUGACGGGUAGGUUUGAAGAUGCUCAGUUUUUGGAUUACCUACGUAGAGACAAUGGUGUGGUGGAAUAUGUUGAACCCAAUCAAUACUAUCAAGCAGAUAUGAUCUUGCCUUCAAACACCAAAACGAUGUCCUUUGAUGAUCUUUCUAUGGCUGCUGCCAGUGAUACCGCUCACACUCUCCGUGUCUCUCAAGCUGCAAAUUGGGGUCUGUCAAGAAUCACACAUAGAGUCAAUACGGAUUUGUCUUCCUAUAGUUAUCAUGAUAACGAUGGACAAGGAGUUCACGUAUAUGUACUUGACUCUGGUAUCAAUGUCGAUCAUUCUGAUUUUGGAGGUCGUGCAACUUCUGAGAUUAACUUUGUAUCUAACGAACCUGAUGAUGAUAUGGGUGGCCAUGGGACACACGUGGCUGGAAAGAUUGGUGGAAAACAAUAUGGUGUCGCCAAAGGUGUGAGCUUACAUGCUGUCAAGAUCUUGGAUAAAUCAGGAAUGGGUACAACGAGUGGUUUGAUUCAUGCUCUAUCACAUGUCAUUGACAUCGCUCCCCCCGGAAAAUCAUUGAUUAAUCUAUCUCUCAGUGGACCCAAAUCAAAUAUACUGAAUGAAGUUUUGAAAGAAACAACUGAAGUGCACAAUAUUCCAGUAUUUGUAUCAGCAGGAAACUCGGGUAGCGAUGCAUGUUAUUUUUCUCCAUCAUCAAGCGAGCAUGUCUUUGCCGUAGGUGCUACGGAUAUCCAUGAUCGGGUACCCAACUAUUCAGAUAUAGGUGAAUGUGUCAGCAUUUACGCUCCUGGCUCUAGCAUCAAAAGUACAUGGAUUGGAUCAAAGGAUGCCACUCAAGUAUUAGAUGGAACAAGUAUGGCCAAUCCUCAUGUAGUAGGCAUCGCAGCUAUUUUGAUGGCUGAACAUUCAUAUGAAUCUGUGAAAGACUUAUACGCCGCUCUGCGCUCCAUGGCAACCGCUGAUGCAUUGACUUUUAGUGACAAAGUAUCUGUUGAAAGUGCCAGUAGUAAUUUACUCGCUUAUCAUUCUCCCACAAAUUGA
Halteromyces radiatus is the source of this 1209-nucleotide messenger RNA. RefSeq names its product peptidase S8/S53 domain-containing protein. The transcript has 5 exons. The coding region runs from base 67 to 1209 and encodes 380 amino acids. Gene Ontology annotation, molecular function: serine-type endopeptidase activity. Lineage: Eukaryota; Fungi; Mucoromycota; Mucoromycetes; Mucorales; Cunninghamellaceae. The record is from RefSeq and is a predicted model, not a curated record. Gene Ontology annotation, biological process: proteolysis.